AGGUUAAGUUGCCUGCAGGAACGUUAUUCCACGUACAGCUUAGUUUUCGCACAAAGCGAUAAAACAAUAUCUACUUCAAAGACAGAAACCGACAAUCAAGGUGUCACCCUGCCCCCACAGCUGUCACUCUGUGCGGCUGUGGGGAGAUGGAAGCUUCGGCACAAUUUCAGCUCCGCCUGGCUGCGGCAGUGCGCCUGCGCUCCCAACCAGCUGUGGAACUUCGUGUUGGUCAGCUCGAGCUCGGAGAGAUCGCGAGGAGGAACGGUUAACGGCAGUGGCAGGUGGUAACAAUGUCCGAACUGAAGCAUCUUGCCUAUGCAAUUAUUGACUUUCUGCGUGAGCAGACAAAGUCUCAGGCUUGGACUUCUGAUGAACGGGAAAGCUUAGAAGUUGCUAUGCAGUGUUUGGAAAAUGUCUUCAAAAUAAGUUCCCAGGAUAUCGAUCUAGCCGUCUCACCGCCUCUAAUGGAGAUAUUUUCUGCAGCAAUUACUAAGAAAUUAAUAUGGAACACUCCAUCAGACUUUACUCCAUCUGCACAAGAUGUAAUUAGAGCUGAACAGUUGAAAAAUGAAGGCAACAACUAUAUAAAAGAGGAGAAUUACAGGGCUGCUGUAGACUCUUAUACUCAAGCAAUUGAAUUGGAUCCAAAUAGUGCAGUUUACUUUUGUAACCGGGCGGCUGCUCAGAGCAAACUUAAUAAUUACACUGCAGCAAUAGAGGAUUGCAAGAGGGCAAUAGCCAUUGACCCAGACUAUAGCAAAGCUUAUGGAAGGAUGGGUUUAGCAUUGACUUCUUUGAAUAAGCAUUCAGAAGCAAUCACCUAUUACAAAAAGGCUGUAGAAUUGGACCCUGAAAAUGGAACUUUCAAAUCAAACCUGAGAGUGGCAGAACAGAAAAUAGGAGAAGCAUCAAGUCCAACAGGCGCUGGUUUGGGAUUUGAUUUAGCAAGUUUACUGAAUAAUCCAAGUUUUGUAAGUAUGGCUGCAAGCUUGAUGCAGAACCCCCAAUUACAACAACUAAUGUCAGGAAUGAUGUCUAAUGCAAUUAGUGGUCCUGCAGCAGGAGUAGGGGGUCUGACAGAUAUGGGCAGCCUUAUACAAGCAGGACAGCAGUUUGCACAGCAGAUGCAGGAAGAGAAUCCAGAGCUAAUAGAACAGUUGAGGAACCAGAUCCGAACCCGAUCAUUCAGUGGCAGCAAUGAAGAUCACUCAUGAUGUGCAGUGGGAAUACAUACAUCAGAAAUCCCAAAGAUGCUGGAUGCCAGGAGCAAGUAUUUAUCAAUUUUGAAUGCCACGGCUUACACAAAACAGACAGGAACAUUGGACUGUAAUUCAUAGUUAACAGACGAUUAAGAAGAUUUGAGAAUGUUUACCGUUUGGAGGAAGAUUGUACAAUUUAUUUUACAGUGUGUAUAAUAUGUUUGCAGAAUUAAUUAAACUAGUUUCUAUAAUAUAUGUAGGUUAAUAGAUAUGAAGAAAAAAUUUCAGUUGUCAUUGGAAUAUAAACAUUUGGUUUUUAAGCUUGCAUUAAUGUUACUGUACAAAUGUGAAUUAUUACAGCAACAGAUUAGCAUUGUGCUCAUUGAAAGUGUGACUCUCAGAAUUGCAUUUGGACAAUGAUGACAAAUUAUGAAAAUCAAUUACUGAAAAUAAUUUAAAUUAAGAGUGUUAAUGUAUUAGUUAUCUCAACUUAUUUGCACUUUAUUCAGAAUCUAGGAGAUAUCUACAAAUGUUUAAUGCAUCUUGGGCAUUCUAUUAACUAAUAUCCUGGAUAUUGUUGAGAUGAGCUAAAAUGGUUUUUAUAGUUUUCAGCUGGUAAUUUUCCAUUGACUAUGCUAACAUGAAUACAUUGCUUCUCUUGUCACCAUAUUCCUUCACAUCCUCUACCUGUUCCUCAAAAAAAGGAAGUUAUAGAAUGAAUCAUAAAAUGGUUACAACACAGGAGGCUAAUUUGGCAGGUCGUGUAUGUGUCAGCCCUCUGCAAGAAUAUUUCAGCAAAACCUACUGUCCUGUCUUUUUCUUCAGAGUUUUAUAAAUUAUUUCCUCUAUGAAUAAUUUUCCAAUUUCCUUUUGAAAGCCAAGAUUGAAUCUGCUUUCACCAUGCACUUGGGACAUUCCUCAUUGCACGAAAAAGUCUAUCCUCACAUCACCUCUGAUUAAUAUGCCAACCACUUUAAAUCUGUGUCCUUUCAUUCUUUUUCUUCCACCAAUAGACGCUGUCCCUAUCUAUUCUACCCAGACCCCUCAUGAUCUUGAUCACACCUAUUCUAUAACCUGUUAAC
Molecule: messenger RNA, 2281 nt
Organism: Chiloscyllium plagiosum (whitespotted bambooshark)
Lineage: Eukaryota; Metazoa; Chordata; Chondrichthyes; Orectolobiformes; Hemiscylliidae
Gene: sgtb
Product: small glutamine rich tetratricopeptide repeat co-chaperone beta
Biological process (GO): post-translational protein targeting to endoplasmic reticulum membrane
Cellular component (GO): TRC complex; membrane
Molecular function (GO): protein binding; molecular adaptor activity
Source: RefSeq, a predicted model, not a curated record